Messenger RNA from Parasteatoda tepidariorum (common house spider), 4503 nucleotides. It is a transcript of the gene kay, whose product is annotated as transcription factor kayak. Lineage: Eukaryota; Metazoa; Arthropoda; Arachnida; Araneae; Theridiidae. Gene Ontology annotation, molecular function: DNA-binding transcription factor activity, RNA polymerase II-specific; RNA polymerase II cis-regulatory region sequence-specific DNA binding. Gene Ontology annotation, biological process: regulation of transcription by RNA polymerase II. Gene Ontology annotation, cellular component: nucleus. The record is from RefSeq and is a predicted model, not a curated record.
GACGCAAAAUAAUUUUAUUUUUAUUCUAUGAUGUCAUCGAAUGACUCAUCCAGUGAUCUCUCCAGAAACGAACUAUGACCAUAAACGUGAUGAUGUAAUUUUUCUGUUUGUUUUUGUGAAAACAAGAAUCUAAAUUUUAAUUAAAAACAUUAUAAUCUUAUGUAUUCUCGAAUUAAUGAAAAGAAUUUAUCAGCUGAUCGUUUAAACGUAGCUGAUAUUUUAUCAUCUAUGGCGAAUGGCGCAGAAGAUUCUUCUCCUUCUGUUAAUUGUUCCACAAUUGAGGGGCUAACAUGUGGAAUUACUCGAACAACCCCUACUUUAACUCCUACCACCUUAAAAAACAUUGAAGAAUCUUUUAUGGAGUAUAGUUCUAUACCUCCUGCUCCAUUAGAACAUCAACAUCAAGCUGGUUUUGCCCCUCCUGUAGUUUCUUUUGCAAAUUUACCCAAACAAGAGGAUAAUAGAUGGGUCGAUGACUGCUUACAAUCUUCUGACAGAUCUUUAGAUUCUCCUCGUCCACCAUCUGAAGCAUCUUCAAGCUCUCGUGCAUCUAAGUCUGGUAGGAGUGGUGGAAGGCGUCCGAUAAGAGAUGAUAAGCUAAGUCCAGAAGAAGAAGAGAGACGAAGAAUUAGAAGAGAACGUAACAAAUUGGCAGCAGCACGAUGCCGAAAAAGACGCAUGGAACUUACCAGCAAUCUGAUGAAUGAAACGGAUGGUUUGGAAGAGAGACGUUCUCUUCUUCAAAAUGAAAUUCACAUGCUUACUCUUCAGAAAGAAGAAUUAGAAUUUAUACUUGAAGCUCAUAAAUCCACGUGCAAGUUACACUUGCAUUCUUCAAAAAACAACAAAUCUGUUGAUGUGAAACCUAAUGUUAACAGGUUGAAGCCAUACAAUCGUCCCAACUCCCUCCCACUCUCUUCAAGCUUUAAUAGUAACAACGAAAAUAAGUCACCUUCAGAUGCUCUCAAUUCUGUUUUAAACACUCCAUCCAAUGGGCUUUUCCAAUUCGAGUCUUUAAUGGACAACAGUGCCACCUCAUGUGUCAUAUCAUCUUGUAGUGGUCAACAACGUAGUUCAAGUAGUGACCUAUCUAGUCCAGAUACAAUUGCACCUCCUAAGCUUGUUUCCUUGUGAACAUGAAAUUUAGAUAAGCUUUUUUUUUAUUAUUGUAAAUGGAUCAUUUUUACUCCACCUAAAAUCGAGUAACCUCCUAUCACGGCAUCUUAUUCAUUGGAGUAAUCGAGUCAAUUUAUUUAAAUAAAUUCUGUUAAAAUAUAAACUUUUUACAAGAUUUUUGUUCUUUAUGCUUUCUUAGUGUGAGUUAAUUUCUAACGAAUGCUUCAGGCAUCAGAUAAAAAAAUAUUUAUGAUAAAAUUUAACUAAAUCAUUACUCUCUCUGGUGUCUUAUUUUUUGAAUUCUUCAAAAUGAACACAUAAUUUUCAUGCAUUUUGUUGCACAUCUACCACUUAUGUUAAGUGUUGCAACAUGACGAUGAAAAUUAUUUGCGAAAUUUAAAAGAGAAAAUUAUAAAAGCAUACAAGUUGUUUCUUUUGUUUGAAACCUUGACAUUUUAAGGAAAAAUUUAAUGAAAAACUGUUUUAGAUUAUGUGUGAUGUUUUUUUUAAUUUUUUUUUUAUCAAAUCUGUAAGAUAUUGUAUUGGAAGUUACUGUGUCAGUUUCCUAUUGUUUUAUAAUGCUGUGUUCUUACUAAAUUAAGAGUUCAAUUUUUCUGAAUUUUUUUUUCUUCAUUCAGUAUUUUUAAAACAUGAUCUUUCAAAUAAGAAAAUUUUAUUGUAACUGUAUGCUUCCAGGGGUCUGUCCAGACCAAAUUUACUACCGUUUAGCGGUACCUUCACAAAUUCAAACAUGGAAAAACGGUAGUUUCACAAAAUACUUUUUCAUAAAAAUAUUUUUUUGUAUCGCAUAAGAAAUGAUAAUACCAUAUUCUCGUGUUGAUUUUUUAUUAUAAUUUUUAAUUUUCACAAAUUAUGUCUAAAUUUUCACAAAAUAGGUACCUCUCAGAAAAACCUAGACAGACCCCUGGCCUUCCAACGAAUUUAUUUGUGCUAUUUUUUUUUAAUUGAUGAUAUUUUUAGAAUUUUUUUUAUUAGUAUUAUAAUUAUAAACUUGAAAAUUACAACAAGAGAAAAACAUACUUUAGAGUUGGAAUUGUUUUUGUCAUUUUAAGCAUGUUUGCAACGCAGUAAAUGUGGUUAAUUUAAAUAUAUUGAAAUAAUAAUAAAAAUUUUCAGUUAAUAUACAUUUGUUCAUUUGCUUUUCAUUUUCCUCAUUUUAUUUGCAAGUCUUAAAAGAGUAUUGUUAAUGUUACUGGUUAAGUCGAAUGAUUUAAAAAUUUUAUUAUGGAGGCCGUUUACAUGAAUAUCUUUAAAACCAGAAAUGUUUUCUGUGUUUCCUUCUGUGUGGUAAAUGUUAAAAUUGUCUUUGAUUUUGUUAAAAACAUUUAAGUUUAACUGUUUGUAUUUUAACAAAAAAUUAACACAUUUUAAUUUGCAAAAAGAAAUUCAAAUAGAAAUUUUUUUAUUAUUACUCUCUUUAUUUUAUUUCUUGAAGACCAAUGGCUUAAAAUUCUGUAUUUACUAUUUUGAAAUUGAUUUUUAUUGCUUUGUCUUACACUUUUACCUAAUCAAAUGCUUUCUUUAGGCAAGCAAGAUUUACUAGUCAACUAUUAUAGACAUUUCUUUUCACCUAUAAAUAAAAGAUUAGGUUAUUGAACAUGAGCAUGAAUUUGCUAAAUUUCUAAAAACUAGUAUUAUAGAAAAUUGGAUGCCUGAAUGCCUCUGUUAUUUUUAUCUGAUUUAAAUUUCUAUUCUAUUUAACUAACAUUUCACGCUUUUGAUUUAAAUUUGCUAAUGAACUUAUUUUGCUUUAAAAUAUUUCUGAUUGCCUAGUUAUUCAAGUAUUAAAUGAAUCUUUUUAUUACUUUAUCUUAAGGAGAAAAAAGUUGUGAAAUAAGUUGUUUUAUAUAAAAAUUUGUAUAAGUCAGUACGCUUUUUCGCAUCCGUUUUUGAUUUUAUUAAGUUUAUGUCAUUAUUUGAAAUAUUUUAUGCGUAUUUUUAAUUAAAAUAUUUUGAUUUUAUCACAGCUUUUUGUUGUACUUUUAUUAUUAUGAAUCCUUCUUUUAAAUUUACUGUUUUUUUUCUUCCUCUUAAUGUAUUUAUUUUGGAAUUAUUCGGAAAUUAAGUUGCAUAUUAUUUCAAAUUAUUUUGUAGCAUGAUUAGUAUUCAUUGAGGAGAUUUUAUAUUAAUAUUUGAUCUCAAAAAAUGUAAAUAAAUAUACUGAAUGCAUACAUGUGUUUUAUCCAUUACUUACAUGUAAACUCAUGAUUGCUCACACAACUGUUGCCUUAUUAAGCAGAAAAUCAUUAGCCUUUUUGCUCGCUCACAUCUUAAAAUUCAUGAGUCAUGAAAUGUGUUGACCCUUUUACCAUCUCGGCAAAACUUUUUCUCUCCAGUUUGCUAUUGAAUAACAUUUCCCCACAUCAAUAUUGGAUGAAACUUUAUUGUUUGCAACUAUUUUUCAUAAUUAAGUAAUAGAAAUGGAAACAUCUGAAAUGAUAUGUUUUAAUCCAAAAACUACUAUUAUAUAUAAAAGAAAAGAGUUAUUUCACUAAAAGUAUUGUUGGGUUAUCUCUAUUGAUAAUCAAAGGGUUUCUCUUAUCCUGUUAAAAAACUGUGGUGCCAAAGUAAGCCCUGGAGGGAAUAAAGAAAAAGGUUUAAAGGGUUAAACCAUAACAAAAUAUAUAACAAUAUUUUGUAAUCGCAAAUAUAGUAAUAUAAUUUUCUUACUAAUUUAUUUUCGAUACAAAAUUUAUGAAAUUCUUUUUAAUAUUUUUAUAUCUUUACAAGAGGUGCUUUUUCUAAAAUGUGUGCUAGUCAAAUAUAUUCUUUAGUGUCUUUUUAAUGUGUAAAUUUUAUAGGUGAUAAGCUUAAAACGAUAUAUUCUUAUGUAAUAGUCAAUCUUAUAGUGAUAUAAAUUUGUAAGAAACUUCCAAUAGGAUUAAGCUUUCUGUUAUAUGUAUUGAAACUAUUGCUGAUAUUAGAACUAUCCAAUAUAUAUGAUGCAAUCUCAUCUUUAUACUAACAGCUGCAUUUUUUGUUUGUUUAAUUUACGUAUGUGCUUUAUUCAUAUUUUAUAAACUCAAUAAACGUAAAAUUUUUUUUGUAUUAUUGAAACUGUGUUUUAUUUUAGUUAUUUUAAAUUUCCAAAAGUGAUACAAAACAUACCUGUUAUAUAUUAGUAUUCUAUUCUAUGUGUGUUUAAUUUAGUAGUAAUUCUGUGUGAUAUUGAUAUUUAAACCUCAUUUGUUAUUUAUGUUUCAUUAAACAUAUUCUCAUUUUAUCGUUUACAUAAGAAUAUUUCAUAAAAUUUUGUUCAUGUAUAAUGGACAGAUAAUUGUGUGUAUAUGACAAAUUUUUUUAUCAUGCCAUUUGCUUGGUUUCGUAUAUAAUCACAUGCAUGAAAUAAAAAUUUUCUGUUGUGAA